CAAGGAGGAAGGAGAAGGAAAGAGUGAAAAUAAAGAAAGCAGCGAAUGUCCACCUGGCGGCUCCAGCGCCAGUAGUGGUCGUCCCCAGCGCAUCCGCAGAGGAUCCUCCCUUCCAGGCUCAAAACCACCCUCCUCCUCCCUCUCCUCCACACCCACACACUCUUCUUGACUCCUCCCCUCGCGAACCCAGCCGAGACCAUACUAGGGAGAUCUUGAUCUUGGUCUUGAUCUUGAUGACGUCUUCUGCGGCGGAGGGGAAGGAGAAGGGGGCGUGCGAGCUGUGCGGGGCGGCGGCGAGGGUGUACUGCGGGGCGGACGAGGCCACGCUCUGCUGGGGCUGCGACGCGCAGGUGCACGGGGCCAACUUCCUGGUGGCGCGCCACGCCAGGGCGCUGCUGUGCCGCGGCUGCGCCAGGCCCACGCCGUGGCGCGCCGCCGGGCCCAGGCUCGGCCCCACCGCCUCGCUCUGCGACCGCUGCGUCCGCCGCGGGGGCGGUGGGGGUGGGCGUGGGGGUGGGGGUGGUGGGGGCGAUGAGGUGAUGGGCGGCGGGGACGGCGAUGGCGUGGACGGCGAGGAGGUGGUCGUCGAGGGCGAGGAGGAGGACGAGGACGAGGACGACGACGAGGAGGAAGAAGGGGAGGGGGAGAACCAGGUGGUUCCGUGGGCGGAGGAGGCGGAGGCCACGCCGCCCCCCGUCGCGAGCUCCACCUCGAGCAGCAGCCGGGAGGCCGCCGCCAACGGCGCGAAUGCCGCCGACCACGCCAAGGAGGACCAGCCGUGCUCGACGUCCCAGCCGAGCUUGCGCCGGUACGCGUCGUCGGCUCGCCACGGUGGCCGGAGCGACGAGGCCACGUCCUCCCGGAACGGCACGGGCGGCCGCUUCCUCGCCCCCCGGCAUAGGAAGAGAUCGCCUUCGGAUUUCCGCAGGUCGGGGUCGGCGCAGUCGGGGAGCGGCACGCAGGGGAGGAAUUGCUCCAAUGCGGCCAUCGGCCGAAAUGACUUUUCCUGAGGCAACUCGAAACGAUGAUGUAGAUGCUGAUGCUAACUACAUUAGAAGGUCACUUUUAGUGUAUCCAAGCAUUGGGGAGAUAUGGAUCACUGCAAGUUCAAACCUCCACUGAGCACACAUCUUUUCCAUCAACAACUUGCAGAGUUGAGUUAUCAAGCAGCCAUCCCAGAACUUGGUAGUAUUCAUAAUUGCGACGGCUUGCUGGAGCUUGUAUAUGUGCCCCCACACUACUUUCAUGUGUUUAAUCCUUUUUCUCCUUUUUGUUUGUGGAUGAGGAGUGCUGGCUAACUUAAGACAUGAUAUAGGUUCUUGUUCGCAGUGCAAUUCUUCCAUGGUUUCACUGUCUGAAUGGUUCCAUUGUGCCUUAUGUUCAGUCUCACAACUCACAAGCUUGUUCAGAGAUCAGAAUCUUGGCUGAAAUGUGUUGAAAUCUGUAAAUUUGAGGGGUUUUGAAUUUGCAUAGCUCACAUAGUUAAUGGAGCAUGAAAGAAAUACACAUCACCCUGCAAUUUGCACAAAAUGCCUUGUAUAUUCCACUACACUUACCUCAAUUCCAGGUAGGAUCUAUAGGAUUAGGAUGAGGUUCCUGUACAGAUACUUAUGUGGUCAAUUCAGUGUGUUCUUAAAUGGAAAAAUCCGGCUUGGUGGGGAAAAUGGAUAAGUAACCUCUUUUGAAAAA
Oryza brachyantha (malo sina) is the source of this 1689-nucleotide messenger RNA. Its product is annotated as zinc finger Ran-binding domain-containing protein 2-like. Lineage: Eukaryota; Viridiplantae; Streptophyta; Magnoliopsida; Poales; Poaceae. The transcript has 3 exons. The record is from RefSeq and is a predicted model, not a curated record. The coding region runs from base 234 to 1010 and encodes 258 amino acids. Gene Ontology annotation, molecular function: zinc ion binding.